This is a messenger RNA of Trichoderma atroviride IMI 206040, 752 nucleotides long. RefSeq lists its product as uncharacterized. Lineage: Eukaryota; Fungi; Ascomycota; Sordariomycetes; Hypocreales; Hypocreaceae. The record is from RefSeq and is a predicted model, not a curated record.
UGCUAGUCAUCUGGCCCAUAGAUGCAGACAAUGGCCCCGUUUCGGCAUAGCCAAGCGUUAGGAUCUUAUUCGAACAAGUCCAAAGCUAUAGUGCUGAUUCCUUGCGGACUUAUAAAGACUGUAAUGCCGCAACAUGAAGUGAAUAGUGAAUACUUAUAGUCACCAGUCGCCAUCUUCUCGCUGCAAUUCUGAGUUCCCAACACUCAUCAAACACUUGCUUACACUUCACUUACAUCUCCAACAAACCGCAAACAUGCCUCACUGGCUCAUCUACCACCCCCCCUCCGUCUAUCAGGACACCGAGUCCAAAGACUCCCUAGCCAAAGCCAUCACCGCCUUCUACACCGGCGUAGGCAUGCCCGCCUUUUACGUCGUCGUCCAGUUCAUCGAGGUGCCCUUGACCAGCACCUACAUCGGCGCCCACACCAGAGACGCCAGCGACAAGCCCUUUAUCCGCCUCGUCGCCACGCACAUUGCGCACAACUACCCCAACGACGAUGCCGUGAUUCGUGCGGCUGGCGAGAAGUUCAACAAGCUGCUGACGGCGGAGAUUAAGCCCCUGGGAUAUGACUGGGAGUUUCACAUUGCCGAGACGGAUAGGCGGUUGUGGAAGGUUAAUGAGUUUACGCCCCCGGAGAGACGGACUGAGGGGGAGGCGCUUUGGGUCAAGGAGAAUAAGCCGGUGCCUUAUUGAUAGAUGUCCCGGGAUUCAGAAAUACGUUUUUGACAACGCAAUACUCCAUACUGCUUCU